AUGGCGUUAGAUAUCCAAGAUAGAAAUCCUGUUGUGCAAGGAGCUCCACUGAUGAAGCCCAAUGAUCGACUAUUUUGGGUUGCAGUUCAAAUACUUUGUAGCUAUGUAACUCUCUGUCUAUACGCUCUUGUGACACAGCUAGGAACAAAUAUGAAAACAACCAUAAUUGAAGAAAGGGUAGCUACAGCUUUAAAGAACAUUACACAAAAAAGGCAUGAUGAUCUGUCAAGCGGACAAACUACUCCAUAUGAAGGAUCUUCUCCAGUUCAUUUUCUUCGCAACUAUGUAACUCUCCCUCUCUACGCUCUUGUGACACAGCUAGGAACAAACAUGAAAACAACCAUAUUUGAUGAAAGAAUAGCUACAGCUUUGAAGAAGUGGCACCAGAGAGAAAAGAAGAACAUUAGACAAAAAAGACAUGAUGAUCUGUCAAGUGGACAAACUACUCCAUAUGAAGGAUCUUCUCCAAUUCAUCUUCUUCGCAAGUAUCUAAGUUCAGGAGACUUAGAAAGUGCUCAAAAUUUAGGGCAGGUUGAAUAUGAUAUUGAAGAAGAUGCACCCUCCCCUUCUCACCACAAUGCUAAUGAGAAUUCAAAUGAAGAAAUAGAGGAAGAGAAACAAGAUGUUCAAACACUUGGGUUUGAGUUCAGCUUUGAUCAUUUUCAAAAUGAAAAUAUAAACAACAUUAUCUAUGCUUCUCACAAGGAGAGUGAAUCAUGUAAAGAGGGCCGUUAG
Molecule: messenger RNA, 735 nt
Organism: Cryptomeria japonica (Japanese cedar)
Lineage: Eukaryota; Viridiplantae; Streptophyta; Pinopsida; Cupressales; Cupressaceae
Product: MLO-like protein 6
Exons: 5
Coding region: 1-735 (244 amino acids)
Biological process (GO): defense response
Cellular component (GO): membrane
Source: RefSeq, a predicted model, not a curated record